This is a messenger RNA of Octopus bimaculoides (California two-spot octopus), 4575 nucleotides long. Its product is annotated as death-associated protein kinase 1. Gene Ontology annotation, biological process: intracellular signal transduction; protein phosphorylation; positive regulation of apoptotic process. Gene Ontology annotation, molecular function: protein serine/threonine kinase activity; protein binding; ATP binding. Gene Ontology annotation, cellular component: nucleus. The record is from RefSeq and is a predicted model, not a curated record. NCBI's taxonomy places the organism in Eukaryota, Metazoa, Mollusca, Cephalopoda, Octopoda, Octopodidae.
GAGGGAGAGAAACAGAAUGAGAGAGUAUGUGUCAGUUGCUUGACAGAAGCAGGCAGUUCGACAUGAGUGUUAGAAUGAGAUAUACAAAGAGUGGGAGCACCGGGUCUCUUCCAAUUUACUGAAAUUUCUGUUUACAAAGUGAUUCCUUGCUUUAUGUUCUCUUUAGCUCACUCUGAUCAGAGAUCAUGAGUGGUUUUCAGUUGGACACUCUUCUAAUUAGUUAACAAUUUAUUUAGUUUUUAUUUAAAUUUAUAUAUAAAUAUAUUAUAUAUUCUGUAAAUAUAUACAUAUAAAAUCUGACAACACCAGUAAUAGGGUGUUCACUGGUGAAAUCGUCUUUUUCCUGCUUUACAAUUAUUUUUUUUUUUUCACUUUCCACACACGUACCUUUGUCAUGGAAUUUAAACAAGAACCAGUUGAGAAUUAUUAUACCAUUGGCGAAAAUUUAGGAAGUGGCCAGUUUGCUGUGGUGAAGAAGUGCAAACAGAGAGAAACUGGUAAAGAAUAUGCUGCCAAGUACAUUCGGAAACGUCGUGCGGGAGGUAGGAGAGGUGCCAGUAUCGAAGACAUCAGGAAAGAAGUUGAAAUUCUCUGUGAACUUGACCAUCCAAACAUUGUUCAGUUGUACGAGUGCUUUGAGACAAAGACUGAAGUCAUUCUCAUUCUUGAACUGGUGCCUGGUGGAGAGCUCUUUGACUAUCUUUCUGAAAGAGAUAAACUCUGUGAAGCUGAGGCAUCAGCAUUUAUUAAACAAAUAUUGGAUGGUUUAAGACAUUUACAUGAUCGCCAAAUUGCUCACUUGGACCUUAAGCCAGAAAAUAUCCUCAUGGUAAACCAGACAAGUCAGAGAAUCAAGUUGAUAGACUUUGGAUUGUCACGGAAAUUAAAACCUGGCAUUGAUAGUCGUGCCAUGAUGGGAACUGCUGAAUUUGUUGCUCCUGAAGUUGUCAGCUAUGAACCACUCACACUUGCUACAGACAUGUGGAGCGUUGGUGUGAUAACCUAUAUUUUAUUAAGUGGAACAUCGCCAUUCCUCGGCGACACACCUCAAGAAACCUACCAGAAUAUCACAUCGGUGGACUAUGAUUAUGAGGAUUAUUUUGAGACCACAAGUAAACUGGCCAAGGAUUUUAUUGAUAAACUCUUAGUGAAAAACCCCAGGAAACGAGCCAGUGCUACAGACUGUAUGAGUCAUCCAUGGAUACAGCCUGUUGCCAAACAAGAGGAAGAUGUGCGCAAGAGUUGUGUUAUCAACACAGGAAACUUGAAAUCUUUUAUUACAAGAAGACGGUGGAAACAAGCCUUCAAGAUCAUACUGCUGUGUAACCGAUUGUUAAAGUCCACCGUCUGUGCCCACCCCAAAGGAGGAGAAUCUACUGAAAAACAGGACAAAGCCGAGAAUGUGGUCAUGGCAGCGUUAUUCCAGAGUGCCGAGGAAGGUAACUUGGCUGGUUUAAAGGAAUUACUUAGUAUGGCAAACAAUGUAAAUGUCAACACAGCAAACAGGCAUGGUGAGACAGCCAUUCACAAUGCUGCUAGUGGAGGACAUGUUGAUGUGAUCAAAUAUCUCCAUUCCAAAGGAGCCAAUAUCGAUGUUCUUGACAAGCACAAUGAUAGUGCAAUAUUUUGGGCUGUUCGUCAUGGGCAUUUAGAUGUGGUUCAUUACCUUAAAGAAGAAGGUGUGCCCCUGAACAUACAAAACAAGGCUGGUGAAUCAGCACUACAUGUAUCUGCUCGCUAUGGUCACAACCAAAUCACAGAAUACUUAUGUAAUUCUGGUACAGACAUCAACUUAAGAGACAAUGAUGGAGAAACGGCCCUGCACUGUGCUGCUGCUCGGGGUCACACUGAAUGUGUCAAAGUGUUGUUACAGCAUGAUGCUCAAACAAGUUUAGUUGACAAAAACGGAAGCACUCCACUCCACCUUGCCUGUAAUCGGCACCAUGUCCAAAUUGCUCUACUUUUGAUACAUAAGGGCUGUGAUCUCGAUACUACAGAUUUAGAAACUGGAGAAAAUGCUUUACAUAUUGCUGCAAGAAAUGGCCUAGUUCCUGUUGUACAGGCAAUGUGUGCCUAUGGUUGUGUUGUAGAUAUGACUAACAGGGCAGGAGCAACGGCUUUACACCUGGCCAGUAAGGCUGGUCAUAUUGAAAUUGUCCGGUGUCUUUUACUAUCAGAAGCAAAUGCUGAUGCCAAGAAUAAGGAUGGUGUUACUGCUGAAAUCAUGGCACUAGCUCAGGGUUAUACAGAGAUUGCUGAACUGCUGAAUAAGGUCCAUGGGGAUCGAGUUACUGCUUUCAUCCAACAAUUAAAUCCACAGAAUCAAAACCUGUCUCGAAUCAAAGUUAAGGUCCUUGGUUCAACUGCUGUUGGAAAAUCUACCCUUAUAGAAUCUCUCAAAUGUGGCACCCUCUACAGUUUCUUUCGAGGGCGCCUCUUUAGUACUGGCUCUCUAUCUGCCAGAGAGAAAAAUCGGUCCCGGAUGCUACGUCAAUACAGCUUACCAACACCACUUUGCUACUCAAUUGGUAACCCUACAUAUACCAAAGGAAUAGACAUCCAACAAGUAAAUGUCAAAGGAAUUGGUGAUGUGAGCAUUUGGGACUUCUCUGGCUACCAACCUUAUUAUAUGCUCUACGACCAUUUUUUACAUGACCAAACUUGUGUCACCAUUAUUGGAUUUAGUCUAACGGAUUCCUUUGAUGAGCAAAUUGCCCAAGUGAUGUUCUGGUUGAAUUUUGUCAAGUCCAGGGCUGGUCUGCAACCUCCUCUGGGUCAGUGUGGAAAACCUUUAAAUCCACUUGGGGUCAUCCUCGUUGCAACUCAUGCGGAUCAAGCUACCAACUGCAACCGUAACAAUCGCGGUGAAUAUGUCUGUAAAGAGACACAAAUGAUACUUACAAAGGCACAGAAGGAGUUUGGCAAUGACAUGGAAAUUGUGGAUCGAGUAUUCGUUAUAGACACCCAGGUGGCUGGUUCAUCUGAUAUGAAAGCUCUCAAAAGACAAAUUGCUGAAAUGAAGGCACAAAUUGUAAAGUCAUUACCACAAACAUCUGGCUUCUUGGAACUCAUGGUCUCACAACUUCCGUACUGGCGUCGAGCCUCAUCAUCAUAUCCAGUAUUAGAUUGGAAGAGUUUCUCAGAGCAUGUUCGCACAAAGAUUAACCCCUUAGCAGGUGAAAUCGAUCUAAAAUCCCUUGUGCACCAGUUACAGUUAAUUGGUGAGGUGAUUUACCUUGAAAAUGAAACUGGGCCUGACCUUGUGGUACUCCACCCCAACUGGUUGUGUACGGAUGUCAUUGGAAACCUCAUUUCUCAUGACAAGAUCCUCCAGACUCGGAUUACAGGUUGUUUUACCAUCGAUGAAUUUCAACUAAUGUACCCCGAAACUGAUGCUCUAGACUUGCUUAAGGUUCUCGAAUGUCUCGAAGUCUGUACACAAUGUGACAAUGAUGGUGACGUCGAAUAUGAAUUCCCUUGUUUGAAUUUCGUUGAAACCCUGAAUGGUCUCUGGCAGAAGGACUCUCAACACUAUGCAGAUGCUAUCUACGGCGGGAUGCGGAUAAUAUCUGUGUCAGAUUCCGGUAAUCAGUUCAAAUACCUCUUCCCGAGAGUUCAGGUACAGCUGAGAAGGACUUUGGUGCUGGAGAAUGAUGAUCCUUCACUUGAUUUGUACCAGUGGCACCACGGUUCCAAAUACUGCUGUGGUGAGUUAGAAGGAAUCCUAAACAUGGACAAAAAUGAACAAUUCUUUGAAAUCAAAGUCCGUGGUCCAAAAGAAUCUCGGACAGCAGUUUUCUACUUCCUCGAGGACUUUGUCACAGCUGUCGAACAAAUCAUUCAUGACAUCUGUCCCUAUUUUCAAAUAGAGCGACACAUACUUCACAGGGGACAGCUAGAAGAACAUGUAAAAGUGGUAUCCAGCUAUUCUCCAAGACAGCUCAUUGAAUGUCAACUGAAUCAUACCCUUAGUGUCAAAUUGGACAAAAUGGAACCAGAAUGCAUCGCAGAGGUUAUUUUCCUCGGUUCCCCUGAUGUCAUGGAUAAUGUUACAUUGGGGGUGGACUUGCAUAUUUCUAUGCUGACUAUCCAUGCGAGACGUAUUUUGAGUGCCAUGCUCGACCCUGCUGAACCGAUGGGGCGAGACUGGUGCCUGCUAGCUGUAACACUUGGGCUUACAAAAGUUCUCCCUUCACUGGAUUCCAGCAGCAACAAGCACGAAAGCAAAACGAAUCGAACACUAGAAGAAUGGUCAUCAGACUCUAAUGCCACUGUGACCAUAUUAGUGAAUAGACUGAAAGAGAUGGGUCGUGGGGACAUUGUUGAAGCUCUCUACCCCCAUUUUCUUCUUUACCAAGUUGGAUAUGAAGACAAUAGUGGGGAAGACAAUAGUGGUGGAAGUCGACAGGGCACUAAUGUAUCUACAAACACCCUGUCUAGUUUGUCUCGGUAGGGGCUGGAGGAGAAAUAAAAUGGACUGUCACAUAAUGGUGCUCACACUGGCAGCUCUCUCUUUCUCUCUCUCUCUCUCUUUCUCUCUCUCUCUCUCUCUCUCUCUCUCUUUAUCUCACUGUA